AUUUUUAUUUUGUCUACAGACAAAUGCAGUGAAGAAAGUGUUUUGUGUGAGGAUGGCGGAUGACGGAAACGCGGUUGUUCGUGACGAUGAAGAAGAAGCAGUGGGUGAAGUUGAAGGCGCUGCGAGAGCGGAAUGGGUUCUAAUUUCCAGCGUGGAGGCCAAUAAAGAGGACUUCUUUUCGCGAUCUGUCGAUUUGAGUUCGCAUUCAAGUUCGCCGAACCUCGACGGGACGGAGCGUGACGAAUCAAAAAGUGGGAAUAGUGCUCUUGAGCCGGAGAAGCCAGACGACGAUUCCGACGCCAGCUGCCGCAGUUUGGAAGUCCUGCUGCCCACCCACUACCAAGACAUUCUCCAAAAUCUCCGUCGUCGUCGGAAAGAGCGAUUGUCGUUGCAAAAGGAAAACAGUUCUUCCUCGGAAAGCGUGUCCAUCAUUGGCGACUCGGGAUCGGAGCGAGAAAUGUCGGCCGAGUCGCCUCACGACAUUGCGGACGUGGAUACGGGUUCGUCAUAUUUGUGCGUCAACGAGUUGCCGGCCAACUUGAACGUCAUCAGGCCCGAGAAGAAGUAUGUGCACACGAGGAACAAGAGGCUCGCCAUGGGCCUCAAUUUCCUCGUCGCGUUCGCUGCCGUUUUGGUCCUCGGGCUCGGAGUUGGACAUUUUCUGGGGUGGUCGGAACAGUCGUCGAUCACCGAGGAGAUCCAGAAGUCGACGAAACGAACUGUCGAUACCCUGAAAAACGAGUUGUCGUCGUGUAAACACGACCUCAACGACGACGUGGACGAGGAUGACCAGCGAAUAAAAAACCUCUCUGCUCUCAACGCUGAUCUUCUCCGACGCGUUGAAGGACUGCAGAAUGAUUUAAACAGUUUGCUUAUCGACGGUUUGCAGAAGCCCGUAGGUUCAGCCUGGCGACAAACUGAAGCGGAACCCGCUUCGAUCCAAGAGCCAAGUGUGGAUCAUAAAACAAAGGAAGAUAUAGUUGAACCUUCGGUGCUGGACUCCCCGAUUCCGCGAGAAGAGGCCGAAGAAGACAAUUUUGACACGAUUUCUUCUUCCUGGCGAAAGCUAGAAGCCGUCGCGACGGACGUGUGGGACUCGUUGCGGUCUGCUGACGCCGUCAAGCGAGCUCUAAACGGCUGCAAAAGCGUGUCGGACGACGUCGCGAAGCGUUUUUGUAAACUCGGGUUGGCGAUGAACGAUCCGUCCCCGAGAUCUCGUGACGAAUCGUCGUCUUCAUCAUCAUCAUCAACGACGCCCCCGCGGACGCCGUUUUUCAAGCGGCUCUGGGACGCCCUGCGAGAAGAGAAGGUCGCCCCGGACGUGCCGUGGGAGUCGGUCAACCUGGACUUUGUCACCAAGUCAGUGGCAUCCGCGUUCACGCCGUCGCAGAAUCGGACGGAGACGGCCAAGAAUUUCCUGCGUGACUCGGCCACCGCCGUCACGAGCUUCGCGACGGAUCUCAAGGACAGGCUGGUGGGACGUAUGACGAAGCUCCGCGACUUGGCGUCGGACAGCAACGUCUCGGGCCAUUUUGAUGCUUUGUUCAAGGCGGCCGAGACGAUCCCGCGGGUGUGGACCAAAGUGGUGAGCGACGUCGAGGUGGAACCUGUGGACUCGGAACCCGUGUCUGAGUCGUCUGUCUGUGCGAAUGGAACCCAGGAGAAGACGGAUUGGGUUUUUGAACGAGCGAAAUCCCGGCAUGACUCGAGGAUGCAUGACAGAGCGACCGAUUGGAUGUUCGAGCGGGCCAAGAGGAACAGGCCGCAGAAGCCGUAUAAGGAACAGGAUGGUGCCGGUGACGAUGAAUGGAAGGAGAUGAAGAGGAAGAAGAAGAGGAAAGACACCCGAGGUUACGAGAAGGCCAAGAGUGAAGGGCGUAAACGAAAGGGGGAAAAGCAGUACACGAAAGAUAAAGUGUACGCGUCUCGUCGUCGAAGAUGA
This is a messenger RNA of Notodromas monacha, 1942 nucleotides long. NCBI's taxonomy places the organism in Eukaryota, Metazoa, Arthropoda, Ostracoda, Podocopida, Cyprididae. The record is from the annotation of a GenBank genome assembly.